AUGGACUCCACCUCCCUUCUCUCUCUCCCCAACGAGAUCCUUCUCACGAUAUUCUCCCUCCUGGGCCGCAGCGAUGCGCUCGCGACCUCUUCCACCUCCAGACGCGCCUACCCCCUUGCCAUAUCCCGCGUCUUCACCAACGUGUACUGGCACAGAAACGACGAAGUGGACGAAGAGGACGCCUCCGAAGCUCACGCACUGUCGCGGUAUAUGUGCGCACCAGAGCCGUUUUCCCAGGUCCCCCGCGUCCAGCACCUCCGCCAUUUCACCCUCCACCAUUUCUGCGAUGUCGAUGUUCCUCCUUUGCGCAAACUUCUCAGCCAGGCCUCCAAUCUUCGCACUAUUGUUAUUCACAACUUCGAGUUCUUCUUAGACGAAGACGCACUCCUCGUAGAAGCUAUCGGCGCCAUGCACAACCUCGAGCAAGCGAGCCUGAUAGAUGUCGGUCCUGAGACGGUGGCAGCUCUGCCGAAGAUGCUAUCAAGUCGGUACUUGACCUCAUUGACACUUGAAUUCGACGAGAUGUAUGUUGAGCCUGAUGGCAUCGACCUCUCAGCCCUCGUCUCCGGCCUCGCCUCCAUGCAGAGCCUGCACACCCUCGCCCUCAUCUCGUACCUCGUGCUGACGGAUCCCCUCCGACUGCCUAAUGCAGCCCAAACCAUCCUUCCCUCCAUUCGCCACCUUUCUUUCAGCCGUCUUUCUCAGAUCGUCCCGGGGAUCAUCACCCUGUGUCCGAACAUCAUUAGCUUGUCUCUGCAACUCUAUUCGCAGACAGACGAGCCCGUGGUACUCCCCAUGGCGGACGAAGACCGAUGGCCCACCGGGCUCAAGCAGCUUAACGUCGUCUCACCCGCUCUCAUCCUGUCUGCCAGGCGCAUCGGGCAGGUCGGCUCGUUGGCAUUCGGGGCGAGCAGUACGCCGAUCUCCGACCCAGGGCUCUUCAAUGACUUCCUCCAGCUGCUUUCGGCCGUCCGGCCCACUUCCCUCGAGCUCCACACGGCAGCCGCGAUGGUGGACCGGGAAUGUGUCUGGGACAUGCUGUGCGGUGCCGCGCCCUGGCUGCGCUCGCUCGAGAUUGGCAUCGCGCCGCGCGAGUGCGACGUGCACGAGUACAUGGAGCCGCUCCUCGCCGCACUGCGAUCCGCAUCCCUGGCGCUCGUCCAUCUCUCCCUCCACUUUCCGCCGAUCACACGAUACUUCCAGGCGUCGCUGAGCAUGGCCCAGGCGGACGCCUGGCGCACCACCGAGGCCCGCCGCGCCGAAGCGCUCCGCCCGCUCCCUCUGCGGCUCGUCGAGGCCGUCCCGACCCUCCGCGUCCUCUCGCUCUCCUCCUGUUUCCCCAGGUCCGACAUUGCGCGCGCGCUCGCGCGGCGCACCCCCCUCGCCCCGGAGGUGACGGCGGAGCUCGCGCGCGAGGACGCCGUCGAGCGGCGGUGGGGGCCGACGAGCGAGUUCGUCGGCCCCGCGCUGCGGAGGCUGCAGGUGCUGCGGGAGGAGGUCCCGCGCGACAAGCGGUGGUGGUGGGUCGAGGGCGACGGCGCGGCGCGCGCUCCGGUGGAGAUCUGGAGGGAGGCCGGGGAGCGUGCGCGCGAGCUCAUCGGACGCGCGGACUUUGACCCUGCGAGGAGCCUCGACGGAUUCUACUCCGCGAAGUGCCGAUAUGAGCGGUAG
This is a messenger RNA of Epithele typhae, 1671 nucleotides long. RefSeq lists its product as uncharacterized. Gene Ontology annotation, molecular function: protein binding. Lineage: Eukaryota; Fungi; Basidiomycota; Agaricomycetes; Polyporales; Epitheliaceae. Bases 1 to 1671 code for a protein of 556 amino acids. The transcript has 3 exons. The record is from RefSeq and is a predicted model, not a curated record.